This is a messenger RNA of Tripterygium wilfordii, 3230 nucleotides long. Its product is annotated as eukaryotic translation initiation factor 3 subunit C-like. Lineage: Eukaryota; Viridiplantae; Streptophyta; Magnoliopsida; Celastrales; Celastraceae. Gene Ontology annotation, biological process: translational initiation. Gene Ontology annotation, molecular function: RNA binding; translation initiation factor binding; translation initiation factor activity. The coding region runs from base 148 to 2901 and encodes 917 amino acids. The record is from RefSeq and is a predicted model, not a curated record. Gene Ontology annotation, cellular component: eukaryotic translation initiation factor 3 complex. The transcript has 4 exons.
GAAUUCGACUGGCAACUAAAACCCUAUAUUCCCCUAUCGUGCAAGUCCUCAUUCAUCGCACUCAGCUGUCUUUCCGCCAUCGUCGACCUCUGAUCGCUCUCAGAUACUUGGUGCUUCUGAUUUGUUGAAUUUAACAGACUCAAUAAGAUGGCAUCGCGUUUCUGGACUCAGGGUAGUGACACUGAGGAGGAGGAGGAGGAGAGUGAUUAUGAAGAUGAGGUUGAAAAUGUGGGUGCCGGUGAUUCUACAGCUGAAGCUGCUGGUAGCAGGUACCUCCAAGGAAAUGCUAGUGAUAGUGAUGACUCGGAUGGCCAAAAGCGAGUUGUCAGGUCUGCCAAAGACAAACGUUUUGAGGAGAUGUCGGCAACUGUUGACCAGAUGAAAAAUGCCAUGAAGAUCAAUGACUGGGUUAGUUUGCAAGAGAGCUUUGACAAAAUAAAUAAGCAACUCGAGAAAGUAAUGCGGGUCACAGAAUCUGAGAAGGUCCCCACGCUUUACAUCAAGGUUCUUGUGAUGCUUGAGGAUUUCUUGGGUCAGGCUUUGGCAAAUAAGGAUGCGAAGAAGAAGAUGAGUAGUAGUAAUGCUAAGGCCUUGAAUUCAAUGAAACAGAAACUGAAGAAAAAUAAUAAGCAAUACGAGGAUUUAAUUAACAAGUAUAGGGAGACUCCUGAGAGUGAGGAAGAGAAGGAGGACGAUGAGGAGUCAGAAGAGGAAGAAGAAUCUGAUUUGGAGUUUGAGGAGGAUCCUUCAAAGAUUGGUUCACUGGCAGAUGAGGAAGAUGAUGAUGAGCGUCGAGAUAAUCAAUUUGAAACGGAUGCAGGCUGGGAGAAGAUGUUGAGCAAGAAAGAUAAGAUCAUGGAUAAGCAAUUUAUGAAGGAUCCCAGUGAAAUCUCUUGGGAUAUAGUUAACAAGAAAUUCAAAGAGAUUGUUGCUGCUCGUGGUCGGAGAGGAACUGGAAAGUUUGAGCUUGUUGAGCAACUAACAUUCUUGACAAAGGUUGCUAAGACCCCUGCACAGAAGCUGGAGAUUCUUUUUAGUGUUGUUUCUGUGCAAUUUGAUGUUAAUCCGGGUCUUAGUGGACACAUGCCAAUCAAUGUGUGGAAGAAGUGUGUCCACAAUAUGCUUGUUAUACUUGACAUUCUGAACGUAUAUCCCAACAUCGUGGUGGAUGACAUGGUGGAACCCGAUGAGAAUGAAACUCAGAAGGGGGCUGACUAUGAUGGGCAGAUUCAUGUAUGGGGAAAUUUGACCGCCUUCUUAGAGAGAAUAGAUACUGAGUUUUUCAAGAGCUUGCAAUGCAUUGAUCCACACACACGGGAUUAUGUGGAAAGACUGCAGGAUGAACCUAUGUUUUUAGUACUUGCCCAGAAUGCCCAAGAUUAUUUAGAGCGCAAGAAGAGUUACAAAGCUGCUGCAAAAGUGGCAUUGAAACGGGCUGAGCUUAUCUAUUAUAAACCACAGGAAGUUUAUGAUGCAAUGAGGAAAUUGGCUGAGCAGACUGAAGAUGGAGAUGAUGAGAAGGCGGUUGAGGAAACUAGGGGUCCCUCAGCAUUUGUUGUUGUUCCUGAAGUUGUUCCUCGCAAGCCCACUUUCCCUGAGAAUAGCAGGACAAUGAUGGAUAUUCUAGUUUCUCUCAUCUACCAAUUUGGAGAUGAGCGAACUAAAGCUCGUGCAAUGCUAUGUGAUAUAUAUCACCAUGCUCUCUUGGAUGAGUUCUCCACAUCCCGUGACUUACUUCUUAUGAGUCACUUGCAGGACAGUAUACACCAAAUGGACAUUCCGUCCCAGAUACUCUUUAACAGGGCUAUGGCACAGCUUGGUCUAUGUGCAUUUCGGGUUGGACUAAUAACCGAGGCACAUGGUUGCCUUUCAGAACUUUAUUCAGGUGGAAGGGUAAAGGAAUUGCUUGCGCAGGGUGUCUCGCAAAGUCGAUAUCAUGAGAAGACUCCCGAACAGGAAAGGCAUGAAAGGAGACGUCAGAUGCCAUAUCACAUGCACAUCAAUCUUGAGCUCCUGGAAGCUGUCCAUUUGAGUUGUGCUAUGCUGCUUGAGGUUCCCAACAUGGCCGCCAACACCCAUGAUGCUAAGCGUAAGGUCAUUAGCAAGACCUUCAGGAGGUUGCUUGAGGUAAGUGAGAGGCAAACUUUCACUGCUCCCCCUGAAAGUGUUAGGGACCAUGUAAUGGCUGCCACUAGGGCCCUUCGCAAGGGAGACUUUCAGACAGUUUUUGACGUUAUAAAGUCCCUAGAUGUUUGGAAGCUCCUUAGGGAUCAAGAAAAUGUUUUUGAGAUGCUGAAGGCCAAGAUUAAGGAAGAGGCUUUGAGGACCUAUGUCUUUACCUUCUCCUCGUCCUAUGAAUCACUUGGCUUGGAUCAGCUCACCAAAAUGUUUGACCUCUCAGAGGCUCAUACUCACAGCAUUAUUAGCAAGAUGAUGAUUAACGAGGAGCUCUUUGCAAGUUGGGACCAGCCAACCUGCUGUGUUGUUUUCCAUGAUGUUGAGCACACAAGGUUACAGGCCCUGGCUUUCCAUUUGACUGAGAAGCUGUCGGUUCUUGCUGAAACCAAUGAAAGGGCAGCUGAAGCUCGGACAGGGAUUGGUGGGUUGGAUCUGCCUCAAAGGCGGAGGGAGGAUAUGGGUGUCACUGGUGGCAGAUGGCAAGAAAACUACUCCUUCACUCAGGGAAGACAAGGUACUGCCACUUCGCGUUCGGGGUAUAAUGUUGUAGGUGGGAGAUCAUUGGCAGCUGGCCAAGGUGCUGGUGGCUAUUCAAGAGACCGCGCUGCCCAAUUGCGAGGUCCAGGAAGGAGUGGUUAUCAAUCUGGUUCGUCUGUACGGGGAUCACAGAUGGAUGCAUCGGCUCGUAGCAUGGUCAGCCUUAACAGGGGAAUGCGAGCUUAAGGAUUCAAAAACGUCAACCUUUUUGUUUAAUCUCAGUUUGCACCAAAAUUGAACUGUUACAAUCUGGAAUUGUCUUUGCACUUCAUCAUUUGAAUCAUUUUAGAGGCUUUCAGAUGUUCUGUACUGAAUUUUGAGCUUCAAGGUACUUUUGUUUCUUGAAACCAAGUAUUCUGGUGGAGUUUAUUGGAGUUGGAGCAUGAGUUAUUGGUCAGCCUUGAAUUAUGCUUGAGCUUUGGAUUUUAGCAAUGGCUGUGUCGCGAACAGAUAUUUAAGUAUUGUUUUUAGAUAAUGACCGUCUUAGAAUGUCUGAUAUAUUGAUUUUUGUUUCA